Triticum dicoccoides is the source of this 1248-nucleotide messenger RNA. RefSeq names its product phytochromobilin:ferredoxin oxidoreductase, chloroplastic-like. Bases 67 to 972 code for a protein of 301 amino acids. The transcript has 8 exons. The record is from RefSeq and is a predicted model, not a curated record. Lineage: Eukaryota; Viridiplantae; Streptophyta; Magnoliopsida; Poales; Poaceae. Gene Ontology annotation, biological process: phytochromobilin biosynthetic process. Gene Ontology annotation, molecular function: phytochromobilin:ferredoxin oxidoreductase activity; cobalt ion binding.
CCUCGCACACCACAGCGGAGUGGUGGAGUGUACCAUCUGGGCUGGGGAGGGGAAGGAGCAGAGGGGAUGAGCGGCGGCGGCGGCGGCGGCGGAGUGCUGGGCGCCGGCUCGUCGUACCAGAGCUUCGUCCGCACCGCGCUGGAACAGACCCGCCUCCGCACCGCCCUCACGCCCCACCCCUCGCAGGAAAAGUUCAGGCUCAUACGAGCCAACGACGAUGCUGCUGUUUUGGACGCUCUCUCAUUCAGCGCCCCCAAGAUCAGACUGCUUCGCAGCUUGACGGUUGAGAAGAAAAACUCGGUUCAGGUUCUUGACUUUGCUGCUUUCUCUGAACCUGAAUAUGAUCUUCCUAUAUUUUGCGCCAACGCUUUUACGACUCCUGCACAGAGUAUCGUUGUCUUGGACCUCAAUCCGCUAUACGAUAUAACUGAAGACAAGGAUUACAAAGAUAAAUACUACAGGAAUUUGAUGCCUCUUAUACACAAGUAUAGUGAGCUUCUGCCAUGGGGUGGCAAGAUUACGAGCGAAUCUCUGAGAUUCUUCUCUCCAAUCGUGAUCUGGACUAUAUUUGAGCCCACUGAACGUAACCAUCAUGUUCUGUAUUCAGCUUUGAUGGAUUACUAUAAGGUUUGGCUUCAGUUAACGGAUCAAGCAACUGAAGAAAAUGACACAACGAAAGUUGUUCGUAACAGAGAAGCGCAACAUAGAUAUCUCACAUGGAGGGCUGAAAAGGAUCCUGGGUUUCCACUUCUGAAGAAGUUGAUUGGUGAAAGCCAUGCCAAGGAUUUGGUGACUGAGUUCCUGUUCGAAGGAGUGCAUUCUCUUGGAACUAAAUCUUUCCUGGACUAUUUUCGCGAGUACGCAUGUGACGACGGGACAGUAAACAAGAAGAGGAGUAUGAUCGGGAAAUCUUUCGAAGAUAGGCCUUGGGAUGCUACGGGAGAAUUCAUUGGUGGCAAGGAUGCAGGAUGAGAUCUUUUGAUGCAGGAUGAUAUCUUUUGCAGUAGGAUCCACAUGGGCAUUCUUAGGGUUUUGCUGAGCUCCUAGCGAUUCACGGCGCUCUUGCUUCUCAGGUUUCAUUUUAACGUUCUUCGUUACACGCUGUCCGGGCUAAUUUGCAUCCAUGUAAUUUCAUCUGAGUUCUCUGUGUAGCUUAGAAAACAUGUGUAAUAUUUGAUUGACCCUGAUAAGUUUUUAUGGCAAGUUUAGCGACGCGAGAAUGGCAACUUUAGUUGUCAAGCAAGUCAA